This is a messenger RNA of Eufriesea mexicana, 1950 nucleotides long. RefSeq names its product ATP-dependent RNA helicase abstrakt (gene abs). Gene Ontology annotation, biological process: mRNA splicing, via spliceosome. The record is from RefSeq and is a predicted model, not a curated record. Bases 55 to 1950 code for a protein of 631 amino acids. The transcript is spliced from 10 exons. Gene Ontology annotation, molecular function: nucleic acid binding; ATP binding; RNA helicase activity. Lineage: Eukaryota; Metazoa; Arthropoda; Insecta; Hymenoptera; Apidae.
UGUUAAUUAAUAUUUUCUUUUAAUAUUAAACUAUCUCAUAGUAGUUGUGUGACAAUGGCAUACAAUAAAGAAGAUUUUGCACGGAAGGUUAAUGUAUUAUCUGAUAGAUAUCGAAGAGAAGACGAAAAGGAAAGUAGUCUUUUGGAAACAGAUGAUAAUUAUGUUCCUUACGUGCCAGUUAAAGAGCGUAAGAAACAACAACUAGCUAAACUUGGUAAACAUGGACAGCAUAAAGAUGAAGUUACUGUGGGUACCAUUGGAAAAAGUAGCAGUGACAAUGAAAAAGAUGACGCAGAUGACGAUGAUGGACAAGUAUGGGGAAGAAAGUCAAAUAUUUCCUUAUUAGAUCAACAUACUGAAUUAAAAAAAUUAGCAGAAGCAAAGAAGGAAAGUGCUAUGGAAAAACAAUUGAAAGAAGAAGAAAAAAUUCUAGAGAGCGUAGCAGAAAAUAAAGCUUUAAUGGGUGUAGCAGAAUUAGCAAAGGGUAUUCAAUAUGAGGAUCCAAUAAAGACCAGUUGGAGACCCCCAAGAGCAGUUCUAGCUGUUGGAGAAGCAAGGCACGAAAGAAUUAGGAGGAAGCUUCGGAUCUUAGUUGAAGGAGAUGAUGUCCCACCACCAUUGAAGAGCUUUAAAGAAAUGAAAUUUCAUAGAGGUAUAUUAAAUGGAUUAGAACAAAAGGGUAUCAUUAAACCAACACCGAUUCAAGUUCAAGGAAUACCAACUGUAUUAUCUGGUCGCGAUAUGAUUGGCAUUGCUUUUACAGGCAGCGGUAAAACAUUAGUAUUUGUUUUACCAAUUAUAAUGUUUUGUUUAGAACAAGAAGUGGCUAUGCCAUUUGUGAGAAAUGAAGGACCGUACGGUUUAAUAAUCUGUCCAUCUCGCGAAUUAGCAAAACAAACUUACGAUAUUAUUCGGCAUUAUACAAAUAGUUUACGACAAGCAGGCUGUCCUGAAAUACGCAGCUGUUUAGCAAUCGGAGGUGUACCUGUGUCAGAAUCUUUAGAAGUUAUCAACAAAGGUGUACAUAUUAUGGUGGCAACUCCUGGGAGAUUAAUGGAUAUGUUGGACAAAAAGAUGGUAAAACUUAGCGUGUGCCGUUAUCUUUGUAUGGACGAAGCAGAUCGCAUGAUCGAUAUGGGCUUUGAAGAAGAUGUGCGAACAAUUUUUUCGUUCUUUAGGGGUCAGAGGCAAACGUUAUUAUUUUCUGCAACGAUGCCUAAAAAGAUUCAAAAUUUUGCACGUUCUGCUCUGGUUAAACCUGUGACGAUUAAUGUUGGUCGCGCAGGUGCAGCGUCUAUGAAUGUAGUACAAGAAGUCGAAUAUGUCAAGCAAGAAGCUAAAAUCGUGUAUCUCCUAGAGUGUUUACAAAAAACUCCACCACCUGUACUUAUAUUUGCUGAAAAGAAACAAGACGUAGAUGCUAUUCAUGAGUAUCUAUUACUAAAGGGUGUCGAAGCGGUAGCAAUACACGGUGGAAAAGAUCAAGAAGAAAGAUCACGUUCUGUAGAAGCUUUUCGCGAAGGUCGAAAAGACGUGUUAGUUGCAACUGAUGUUGCGUCUAAAGGUCUUGAUUUUGCAGAUGUACAACACGUAAUAAAUUACGAUAUGCCGGACGAUGUUGAAAACUAUGUGCAUAGAAUUGGAAGAACCGGACGUUCUGGACGAACUGGAAUAGCGACAACGUUUAUUAAUAAGGCAAAUGAUGAAUCUGUCUUGUUGGAUCUUAAACAUUUACUAAUGGAAGCAAAACAGAAAGUUCCACCGUUCUUGUUGGAACUUUGUUCAGAGAACGAAAAAUAUCUUAACUUGGGAGACGAGCGUGGAUGCAGUUAUUGCGGUGGUCUUGGUCAUAGAAUCACAGAAUGUCCUAAACUGGAAGCUAUCCAAAAUAAACAAGCAUCCAAUAUUGGACGCCGUGAUUACUUGGCCAGCAAUGCAGCUGACUAUUAA